AUGGAACAGCGCGCUAAAAAUGAAAAAGAGACGCCUCCUCUUUUCGCCUUGGACCCUCUAGGCCGCGCCUUCCCGCCUCUCGCGCUGCCGCUCCCGCCGCAUAUGGCUACUUGGACACCUCCAAAUCUAGCAGAAGCCCCGCAGGCUGGCGCUCCUGUGGCGCCCGAACCACAACGCAACGGGCGCCUCCGUGUGAACCGCGCAUGCAAACGCUGCCGCACGCACAAGAUCAAGUGCUCGGGCGUGCUUCCGUGUACGAACUGCACCCGCCAUGGCACGGUGUGUGCAUUUGGGCGAGAAGAGCCGCCCGCAAAAGUGCGCCGAACGACGUCGCCCGAGCAGGAAAGAGACGACAACGCCGCAUACACACGGUACUUGGAGCAGCGUGUGCGGUACUUGGAAAACUUGCAGGCCCAGAUGUUGCAGGCGCAAGCAGGCGGCGUGGGCGAAAUGGGCCAUCGAAACGACAGUAGCAGGCCCUCGGAAAACGUGGAAGACGAUCUCGAGCGGCCAGACGUGAUGGUGGUGCCGACCGAUGUGGCAGGUCUACUGCGGCGGUCGCUGACCAAAUGGCGCCUGAACCACCGGUCGCAGCUUGCGCUUGUCAACGUGCUCUGCCGAGACAUGUACGACGAGCUUUCGCCCCAGGCGCAAACACAGGUGAGCGUGCCUCGCGUCCAGUAUUUUGCCUGGAACAUGAGCGGGUGCCACUACCUCCUGCCGCCGCGGUUCCCGCCGCCGCCGGCCUUGGCGAUGUCGGCCGAGAGAAAGGCGCACUACGUGGACUAUUUCUUCCGGGAAAUCAACCCGUUGUAUGGCGUGGUGCACGAGACGGUUUUCCGGGAACAGCUUGCGGCCAGCGACGGCGACACCAAGUCCAACUUUGCUGUCCUCUUCAACGCCAUGCUCGCCCUCGUGUACGCAUUGAGUAUCCGGUUCACGGAGUUUUCUGCGGCCACGGGCCCCGACAUGGCAAUGCUCCGCUUGGAAGAAGACCUUUUCCAGUACGCCCACAGCGUUGUACAGGGCAUCCUGUUUGAGUGGGAGCUGUUUGAGCUUAUCCAGUGCUGGCUUUUGGUGACGCUUUACUUGCGGGUCACGCACCGACAAACGUCGACAUACAAUGCGUUGGGCCGUGCUGUCCACAUGUGCCGGGCCAUGGACUUGGGGCGGCCGGUGGAGGCGGGCAUGGCGCCGUACGAGCGGCUCAAGGCGCGGCGCAUUUUCGAGUGCGUGUUUUGCAUCGACCGCCUCGUGGGCUUUUUGGGCGGCCGCCGCCGCACGUACCCGUUCAUGGACAUUCUGCGGGCGCCGCCCAAACGAGAUUAUGCGCUGGCCCGUGACGACUGGCACACGUUGCCCGCGUUCGCCAUGGGCCAGAUUGCGCGGGCGCUCGACAUGGUGCGCCCAGAGGCAGACGACUUUGCGUGCGCGCGCACUCGCGCCAUCGACGCCGAGCUCGAGCUGUUGGGCGCGUGGCUCGAGGAAAACGGCUUUGGCGACGACAUUGGCAAGACCGACGAGGCCGAAUACGUGCUGCCGGCUGUGCGGGCGCAGGUGCGGCUCCAUUUCUAUGAUGUGGUUCUUGCCGUGCACAGCCGCAGCAUGUUCGCCCUUCUGGGGCUCCCCAUGGGCUAUGGCAUGCGGCUCGAGGUUGUGCGGGCCGCGGGCGCGGGCAUUAUUCGCGUGGUGCAGCAGUUGGAGGCCCGCGCGCUCUUGUACAUGCCGUGGUACACCACGCUUCUGUUGGUGUUCAGCGCCGCCGUCAACUGCCUCGUGUUCAUUCGUGCCAACGUGGCGGUGCGCGAGGCGCGCCAGGUUUUGCGCGGCGCCAUGGCGUUGGUCGAGCGCCUCCAGGACUCGCCGGUGCGCGACGCCACGGGCAAGUUGGUUUUCCGCGAGCGCUUCAAAAUGGUGCGCGAGUGUCUGUGGGUGCUCAAAAUGGCCAAUCACAUCAUGAGUCUUCUUUUUGCCGAGUCUGCCAGCGGCUUGCAUGAGUUGGGUAUUGACCAUGGCCCCGGCGAUGUCAACAAGCAGUAUUUUGCCCAGUUUGGCCUCGACGGCGCUCCGGCGCAAGAUGCGCUCGAAAAACUUGCCCACGACCAGAACCAGCGCGCCCAUACUCCUGGUUACGGCGCGGACAUUGUAGAGAGUUUGCGCUGGUUCGACCACUGGUUGGAUUUCGAUGGGGCAUGA
Molecule: messenger RNA, 2196 nt
Organism: Clavispora lusitaniae ATCC 42720
Lineage: Eukaryota; Fungi; Ascomycota; Pichiomycetes; Serinales; Metschnikowiaceae
Product: Zn(II)2Cys6 transcription factor
Biological process (GO): DNA-templated transcription; positive regulation of transcription by RNA polymerase II
Cellular component (GO): nucleus
Molecular function (GO): sequence-specific DNA binding; zinc ion binding; DNA-binding transcription factor activity, RNA polymerase II-specific
Source: RefSeq, a predicted model, not a curated record